Molecule: messenger RNA, 3670 nt
Organism: Manihot esculenta (cassava)
Lineage: Eukaryota; Viridiplantae; Streptophyta; Magnoliopsida; Malpighiales; Euphorbiaceae
Product: G-type lectin S-receptor-like serine/threonine-protein kinase At4g27290
Exons: 6
Coding region: 142-2688 (848 amino acids)
Biological process (GO): recognition of pollen; protein phosphorylation
Molecular function (GO): protein serine/threonine kinase activity; ATP binding
Source: RefSeq, a predicted model, not a curated record
UAGUUUUUUUUUUUUAUGCUAAGGUUGCUGUCCAAUAAAUUCAAUGAAAUAAUUUCUGUUAUCUGUUAGAAGAUUUCGUUUAUGUAAUCAGCUUUUGGUUUACUGCACUGUUGAACAAUUAAUUGGUAUCUACUAUCAUCCAUGAGGGGCUACUGUUCCAUUUUCUUCUGGUUUUCAAUUCUAUCCUUCACCAAAUCCUCUACUGCAGGUGACAGCUUGACACUGAAUCAGACUCUUAAAGACAACGGCCAAACACUUGUUUCCAAAGAUGAAAGCUUUGAGUUAGGCUUCUUUAGCCUCUGGAAUUCCAACAAUCGCUAUGUGGGAAUAUGGUUCAAGAAUGUUCCUCAACAAACAGUUAUUUGGGUUGCGAAUAGAAACAACCCACUUUCAGAUUCCUCUGGCGUCCUCACCAUCAAUGCCACAGGAACCAUAAUUGUACUUAGCAACCAUUCUGGAAUCCCCAUCUGGUACUCAGAUUCAACGUUGGCCUCAUAUAAUCCAGUCUUGCAGCUUCUAGAUAGUGGGAAUCUUGUUGUAAAAGAUGGUAGAAGGGGGAACUAUCUAUGGCAGAGCUUUGAUCAUCCAUGUGAUACACUGAUUCCAGGCAUGAAGCUGGGAUGGAACCUGAUAGCUAAUCAGAGCUGGAAAUUGAAUUCUUGGAAGAGUCUGCAAGAUCCAUCUAUUGGGGAUUACACUUACACACUAGACCCUCGUGGACUUCCACAGAUAGUUCUUGAUAAAGGAUCAACAAUACAGUACCGAAGUGGUCCAUGGGAUGGUAUCAGAUUUGGAGGCGGUCCUCCUCUCCAAGAGAAUGCGGUUUUUAAGCCUAUUUUCAUUUUCAACUCUACCUUUGUUUACUAUUCGUUUGUGAACAAUGUGAACAGUACAAUUUCACGGUUUGUGGUGAACCAGACAGGGUUGCUCCAAUACCUUACUUGGAACCAAAGACGCAGCGAAUGGGUUGAUAUAAUAACUCUUCAAAGUGACAAAUGUGAUCUGUAUGAUCAGUGUGGUCCAAAUGGUUUUUGCUCUGCAAAUGAGCCUCCUCUUUGCAUUUGCCCAACUGGGUUCAUACCAAAAGUACCAAAAGACUGGAAGGAACUAGACUCUUCAGGUGGUUGUAUCAGGAGAAAACCGUUGAAUUGCAGUUCCAAAACGGGAUUCAGGAAGUUUUCGGGGCUGAAGUUGCCAGAUAGUUCCCAGUUUUGGGUGAACAGGACAGCUACGCGUUCAAUCGAAUGUGAAGAGGCCUGCCUAAGGGACUGUUCUUGCAUGGCUUUUGCUAUAACUGAGGUCAGUGGCUGUGUGGUUUGGUUUGGAGACUUGUUAGAUAUGAGGUUUUACAAUGAAGGUGGACAAGAGAUAUAUAUAAGGUUGGAUGCUUCUGAACUUGAGUCCAACAAGGAUACACGAACACUGGUGAUAAUCUUGGUAUCAGUAAUUUCAGGUGUUCUGUUCGUUGCGGUCAUUUUGUUUGUUUUGAGGAGGGCUUCUAAAAGAGAAGACACUAGACCAAGUGACUCUACUCAAGAUGGCUAUCCAAAUGCCGGGGAGGAAGACCUGGAUCCACUACCAUUAUUCGACUUCUCUAUUAUUUUAUCUUCCACUAACAACUUUUACCAUGUCAAUAAGAUUGGGGAAGGUGGCUUUGGUGCAGUUUACAAGGUAUUCUUUUCUACAUCUGCAAAAUUCAGUUCGGAAAGAAAUUUAGUCACAGUAGAUUGUACACCCCUUUCAGCCAAUUGGUUGAAAUUAAGCCAUAAUCAACUACAGGGUGAACUACCAACUGGACAAGAAAUAGCAGUGAAGAGGCUAUCCAAAGAUUCAGGGCAAGGGCUUAAAGAGUUCAAGAAUGAGGUGAUCGUCAUCUCAAAGUUACAGCACCGGAAUCUUGUUCGUCUCUUAGGAUGCUGUAUUCACGGAGAAGAGAGGAUGUUAGUAUACGAAUACGUGCCCAGGAGAAGUUUGGACUUGUAUCUUUUUAAUCAAUCAAGAGGUACUUCACUUGAAUGGCAGAAACGCUUUAACAUUAUAGUGGGGAUUGCUAGAGGGCUUCUUUAUCUUCAUAGAGAUUCAAGGUUGAGAAUCAUUCAUAGGGAUCUAAAAGCCAGCAACAUUCUCUUGGAUGAUGAUAUGAAUCCCAAAAUAGCAGACUUUGGUUUGGCAAGAACAUUUGGUGGUGACCAAAGUGAAGCAAAUACAACCAGGGUCAUGGGAACUUAUGGAUAUAUGUCUCCUGAAUAUGCAAUAGAUGGGCUGUUCUCUGUGAAAUCCGAUGUCUUCAGCUUUGGCGUACUAGUUUUAGAGAUAGUGAGCGGGAAGAAGAACAGAGGAUUCUAUCAUCCUGAUCACGACCUUAAUCUUUUAGGACACGCAUGGAGAUUGUGGAUUGAAGAAAGGCCCAUGGAAAUAAUGGAUGCUUUGAUGGAGAAACCAGUUUCCACAUCAGAGUUGUUGAAAUCUAUCCAUGUAGGUUUGUUGUGUGUACAACAACGGCCAGAAGACAGACCAACCAUGUCUUCUGUUGUACUGAUGCUGGAUAGUGAGAAUCCAAUGCUGCAACAACCUAAACAACCUGGUUUCUACACAGAAAGGUUUUUGACUGAGACAGAUUCGUCAUCCACAGGAAGAAAGCCUUGUACUCCAAAUGAAGUCACAGUUACACUGUUACAUGGAAGAUAGAAGCAUAUGGCUGCUGUCUGUAUGUUUUCUUCACACAGCAUUUGAAUAUCUAUUGGUCCAAAUUCUUUAGAUGCACUGAGAGUUAAAAGUACUGGCUGAAUCCAAAAUUUAUCUCUGCUUCUGGUAGCAAAUUCAUUAUGUAAGAAACGGGUUUUAUCAUGUAAUUAAGUAAAAUUUAAUUCCAAAAUUCCCUUUGCAUUAGCUUCUGAACAGAAUAUCAGGAUUUCAAUAACAGGAGAAUAUAGUGUGAUUCAGAAUCUUAACGCACCAUUGAUUUGGAAAAUGAAGAUGAAGAACUGUGGUAACAGGGGAAAGGGUCAAUAAACUCCCUGUAUUCCAAGUCGUAAUCUCUGAAAUUCUAUCCAUUAGAUAAUUAACCAUUACCGUAAGCUCUUCAUAUGACAGAUUUCCAAACAAUGACAAUUUCCUUUGAAUUUUGUCAAGCCUGGCAUAAAUAUUUACUAGGAAUAGGCACCCAACUGAUCCUGUACAACGAAAUCUUUGUUUCUUGAUCGCGAUUCUUUCAUAUUUGAUGGGAUGUGUUUCUGAGAAUUGUUAAUCUUGAUAAUUUUGCCAAUCUAAAAGGCAACAGCUAGAUUUCAACCAACUCUUGAGCAUCUUAUGUUUCAUUUUAGUUCCUGGACAAUAAAUUUAUCCAUGAAAGUCCAAUAGCAUGAUUUCAUUUAGUUGUGGACGUAAAAUGAAAAAUAUUGCUGCACUUCUACUGUGCUGCAUUGGAUUGGUUCAAAUUGAAAAUAGUGAAAACUGGAUUGGUUAAACUUAACUUAAAAUCAAAUUGGAAAUCUGCUUGUUUGUUUCGGGAUCAAAACCAGAUAUUUUUUCCAUUUUAGAAAAAUUAAAAAUUUCUGAAAAAAUUUUCAACUGUUAAAUUUGAUCUAAUCAAAAUCGAACAAGAAGUAAACUGGAACAGGAAGGUCUAACCUAAAUGACCUGCCAACACUUGAAAGUCAAAAAGUAGGAA